ACAGGUGCAAUGCAAAGUUUAUGUCAAACGUGUGCGCUGAUUGGUCACUUGUAAUCUAAUGCGGGUAAAUUCGUCGAAUAGCGAGCGCAGUUGGAUCGCGAAGCCCUUGCGAUGCUAAUUUGUUUGCUCGCGAUACUGGAAGAACCGCUCGCAAAGUUUCCGAAUGCCGGUGUCCUAUCCACUCCCAUAGACUGCACUGCUGGCCUACUGGAAGAGACACCAAGGGGAGUGACUGAAUUGCUGUGAUUUAAACAGCUACACCUCGUCCUUUUGCGAAGUUGGUUAAUUAAGUUGAUUCCUCACCAUGGUGCGUGCUUUCAUUGUACUCUCACUGGCAGUGACUUUCUACUUUGCUCUGGAAGCGAAAGCUGAAAAGGAAUGUACCACUGUAUUCAAGGGGUGUAACAUGACUACAGUAGGUCAGCAGUGUACAUGCGGAAAAUCAUGCGAAGAUACAUGGAUGUUUGCUAACGCUAAGCUUUGUCAACGGGCUGUGUUUGGUGAUACUUGUAAGAAGCAUGACUGUCGUAACAAUGGAGUGUGCGUUCAGCAGAAAGAGGGCGCUGUCUGCAAGUGUGCCGGUACUGGUUACUAUGGUGAUCAUUGUGAACAACCUUGCCCUGCUACUGAGGAGAUGAAAAGACUGAAUGCACUACCUACUGCCUGUGUUAUACCAUAAAGAUGAUGAUAGCCACUAUCUUAAUCCUGUCUUCUAUGCAACAAUAAUCUAUCUUGUCUUCCCUCUCUUAAAUGCGGUACUUCAGGCCAAUGGUCUCUCGCAUAUAAUUUGCAUUUCAAUGUGACUUGUGAAAAUUCAAAUGCUACUAAAAUCAAAUGCCAGUUCUUCUUAAGGACUUCAGAUUAGCUUGUUUGAUUAUCCUGAUAUGCAUUUAUUUGCGAGUUCCAUGCACUGGCCCCCUAUGGGCGCAGUCAUAUUUCGCCUACGUUGGCCUCAUGGUGCGUCGAAAACGGCAGUUUUUACCAUUUUUGUACCAGCUUCCUGUAUGUGGUUCGUAUAGAAAUUAGUAAGAUGGCUGUUCUCGACUCACUGUGGGGAUACUGUAGGGGAAAUGUGACUGCACCAUAAGUCAUUUGAAUACACACAUGUAGUUUGUACUUUUUGAAAACAAUCUAUUCAAGUUUUUAUGUACUAUGUACAUGUUAGUGGUUCUAGUCUUAAACAGUAUUUUUUCACCCAAAAGUAUUGUCUAUCCCACCAUUAUUUACACUGCACUGUAGAGUGAUUUGGUAUUAGUAACAUUUUGUAUUUGUCAUCGAAAACCUACCAAUAGGUCCAUGCAUAAUCGACUAACACAAGUCAAAGAAGAGAAAUUCAAUUUUCGAUUUAUCCUUUCAGUUUAUGUUGUUGAGUAUCAUUGAAAAAUGGUACAUAAUAUAUAAAAAGAAAGUUUAUUGACCAGACAUUCAUGUGGAAUGUUUUUUGUAGUUAAGCAUGAGCAUUUUACUGUGAAAUGGAUAUGUGUCAUAAAUAUAUUGCCAUAAUUUUUUAUAUAUUUGUCCAUACACAGUUCUUUGCAAGUGGCAAUCAUGUGAUCAGAUUCCAUCUUUAUAAUAGUGAAAAGUAAAGAAACGCACCUUGGGCCCGUUGCAUAAAACUUUCAUAAAACUUUUGCCAUAAAAAAACUCUGGCAAAUAAGCGAAAACUCUGGCAAACAAAAUUAUGCCAUUGAAAAUUACACAUUUAAAAACUCUGGCAAAAAAUUUGCCAUUUUUUUUAUGGCAAAAGUUUUAUGCAACAGGACCCUUGUGUCAUUAUAUUUGCUUAAUAUAGAUUCUAGAAUAAGCAUGAAUUCAUGACCUAAACAUUUUAACAGUAAUGACUGGAAGGAGUUUCAUUGCAUCACCCUCUAACAAUAUUUUGGAUAACAUUCAUGUUGGUGCUACAUGUCAUGUAUAUGAUUUUUUUUGUUUAUAUCUGUUACACGGUACACCUAUCAUGUACUUGUACGUCUGUUGUUGAAACAGAAAUUGUGAUAAUAAUCUGCAAACAUUUAGUUGGUUACAUUAUUUACAAUGUAAUGAGUUAUAUAAAAUGUGUAGUUUUUCUUUUACAUUAUUAUGGUGCUAUUAUAUUCAAUGUUGCAUUAUUCAUCUUCAUUUUCAUCUCAUUACCAAUCAUGACAUUUUAAUACAUUCAUUUGUUCAAAUUGAGGGAUUAAUUACAUUUCUUUAUGCCAUUGUAACAUGACCGCAGACAUAUUUUUGUAAAUGAUUUUCUUUCCAGUUUUUAUCAUAUGCACUACAAAGAUGCAAUAGAGUACCGAAGUGUGACGUCAGGGGAUGUCAGUUGCCAUGGUGUCAUGGCGGGCUGGUUCUAAACAGAGUCGCAGCUGACGGUUGUCUGUACACAUUGGCUCGUCUGAAAAAUAGGUUGCAAGCGAUCAAAUUCCGAUAGCAGACAUUUUCUCCUAUGAGAAACAUGCUUUCAUUUGUUUAAAACCAGGCCGCCAUGACACCAUGGCAACCGACUUCAUCGCUUCGGUACUCUAUUAUUGCUGACUUAUAUGUCAGUUUUGCUUUUUAGAAUUACUUUUUAUAAGUAUACAAUGUAAAUAUUUGUGUCUUACAAUUUAGCUUUCACUAUGUAUAUCAUUUGCAUUAUUAUUCACACCUUAUCUCAAUUUGAAUAUUUAUUGAUAUAGUUUUGCUUUUUAGUUUGUAUAUUAAAUUCACUUGUAUUUAACUUAA
Messenger RNA from Lytechinus pictus (painted urchin), 2709 nucleotides. RefSeq names its product protein eyes shut homolog. NCBI's taxonomy places the organism in Eukaryota, Metazoa, Echinodermata, Echinoidea, Temnopleuroida, Toxopneustidae. The transcript has 5 exons. The record is from RefSeq and is a predicted model, not a curated record. Bases 305 to 679 code for a protein of 124 amino acids.